AAAAAGAAAAAGAGAGAGAGAGAGAGAGAGAGAGAGAGAGAGAGGAAAAGUGCUUUUUGUGCACUACGGGGAAAAGGAGAAAAGAUUGAAAACAAAUUCCGGCAGAUCACAAGAAAAAACAAAUCCAGAAUCCGUGAGUGAAGGGAACAUCAAGGGGCAGCACACAGAUUGGUCCUCGUCCACCACCCCAUAGCCAUAGGGGCGGAAUUAAGAAGCAUAAUCUCAUUGAAACAUCCAUAUGAAGCACAUCGUAAAGCUUUUAGCAUUGUUGGUGGCCGUAUCUACCUUUUGGAUCGGUCUUCUUGAGACAGUGAUCCCACGUUCUUAUGCUUGGUUGUUGCCAGUAUAUUUCGUUGUGUCACUCGGAUGCUAUGGUCUUUUGAUGGUUGGGGUUGGUUUGAUGCACUUUCCAACAUGUCCUCAGGAAGCAGGGUUGCUGCAACAGGACAUUGCAGAGGCCAAAGAAUUCUUGAAGCAGAGAGGGGUUGAUGUGGAAUAUGAUUGAAGACUUUAUCUUAUGGCUCUUUUGAAGAACCAGGGUGAUUUUCAGACAGUUUCAAUUCUAUAUGAUCAAAACUUGAGGUACAAAUUGGAUUAUAAGUUGAGGAAUGUUAAAUUUGAUGAGGUAAGAGUUUGCUAACAGGUCUCUGAAAUUUGGAUCGGCAAAUGAAAAUUAUAGAUGCAGUAUAUGUUGGAUGAACGUAUGUAAAAGUUAUUAUAACUUACGUAUGAUGUUCAUUAAAGAGAAAUUUAUGACUGAUUUGAUUAACUGUAAUUUGGUUGAGUAAAACGAUGGACAUUAUGCGGUAUUAGUUGCCACCAACUGGUAUGGUCAUCAUCAAAGAAGAAGCUGCCCCAUGCAACAAGUAGCCUGCAGUGUGUGUGUGUGUGUGUGAGAGAGAGAGAGAGAGAGAGCAUGACUAAUGACUGGUGCUCGCAUGGAGAUUUUGGAGCAAUUAUCGUCACAUUUAUCAUAAAAUGUUAGAGAAACAAAUCUGGAAGGGGAGCAGUUUCAUUAUGUCCUGUUAAAAUCAGGCUAAAGUGCACAUUAUAUCAAAUAUAUUUGGAUUGGAAAAACUAGUAAAAUUUCAUUUGAAUAAA
Molecule: messenger RNA, 1101 nt
Organism: Quercus lobata
Lineage: Eukaryota; Viridiplantae; Streptophyta; Magnoliopsida; Fagales; Fagaceae
Product: dolichol-phosphate mannose synthase subunit 3-like
Exons: 4
Coding region: 239-505 (88 amino acids)
Biological process (GO): GPI anchor biosynthetic process
Cellular component (GO): endoplasmic reticulum membrane; dolichol-phosphate-mannose synthase complex
Source: RefSeq, a predicted model, not a curated record